CCGGAUAUAAAUUAUGUACAAUUCAAUGUAAACGAAAAGGAAGAAAAGUUGUUUGGUUAAAAAGGGUUUAUUAUUAAUCACUAUAAAUCCUUCACCAAAACCUUCGAUUAAGAAAAAGAUGCCCAAAGACAUGAACAUACGCAACACAUUUUAUCUUACUUAGAAUUGGCAUUAAAGAAGAUAUGGAAUCAGGAACAUUUUAUUGUUUAUCACUCACUAGUGAGAAAGAUGGAACAUUUAGAUCAGCAAGAAUUCCUUUCUCGCCUGAAAGUCAUUCUUUCGAGAAUGGUUCCAAACUUCGGCGCACAGUGCAGGAAGGUGACGAUUUAUGUAUUAAUGUCAACGGGACUGGAACCAGUAUGAUUUCUGUACAAAACGGCAUUUUUACUACAAUACCUCUUUAUUAUCUAAACAUCAAAAACCAAAUGACCGUACAGAUAUUCAUAAAGUUGACAGAAAACGGUGAAAAGGUAAAGGCUACCUUCAACAACGAAACAUUUGAAAUUCAAGUGGACGCUGAGAAGAAAGUUCAGAUCGAGCUUUUACUUCUUACAGGAAGUUUUAGAACUGUUUUAGCAAUAGAAGGUAAAGAUGUCUACAGACAAACAUUUGAAGUAGUUUCUGAGGAGAACUCGAACGUAUGUUUUACGAAUGAGACAUGUUCCACUGAUAUAUCUGACGUAGUAGAAAGUCAUUCUGCAGAUUCAACGAGAGCAAAUGAUCCUCAAGGUGAUAAGAUGUGUAACAAAAUAUACAGUAAGAAAGAUGAAAAUGAUUUAUCACAAUUUAAUGUAGACAAAGGUAUCAUAGAAAUGAUUAAGAACGUUGAAAGAAAUAAGGAUGUUGAUUACAAUGGAAUUUGCGAUGAACUCGGAAGCAAUGAUGAGACAGAAGUAUUGGAACGAGAUGAAGAAAUCAACUUAUCAGUUGACAGCAGUGAUAGCAACGCAAAUGCAUUUUCUGUAGGUGAUAAAAUUUAUUCCUUACUUAAAGAGCCGUAAUAAUUUAGCCAGGACUCCUACCAUGAAUUGAGAAAUAAAAAACAAAAGGCGUUAAGCAACGAAACAGUGGAUUUACGCAGGAACAGAACUGUAUUGUUGAAGAUACAUUAGCCUAUUACUUUUUAGCGCUCUUUAAUAAGUGAAGAACACUUGGACGAAAUAAGCGAAUAUGCGAGGAAAGACAAUAUCUGGUUUGCAAAUUCAUGUUUUCUUCGAAUUCCUUCGGAAUAGACGCGUUACAAAGCAAUAAAUAGAAACUGUGUUAUCAAUUGCAGAGGAGCCUCAUUUGCUGGGCCUUUUGUUUCCGACGCAAUCACAGUUUGAAAGUGCUUCCACUAUCGAAACAUACUGAUGGAGUACAUGUGAUCAAUUCAUUAAAAAUACAACAAGAAGCUCUGUAUCAGAGCUUGUAUGAACAGCUUUCCUUUUCAAUUCAUAUUCACAUUUUUUGUUGUAUACACGAAGACGGGCAAUCAUUUAAUGACAAAUUGACUUAACAUGUAAAAUGCGCCAAUAAGUUAUU
Ruditapes philippinarum (Manila clam) is the source of this 1524-nucleotide messenger RNA. RefSeq lists its product as uncharacterized. The transcript is spliced from 5 exons. Bases 183 to 1001 code for a protein of 272 amino acids. NCBI's taxonomy places the organism in Eukaryota, Metazoa, Mollusca, Bivalvia, Venerida, Veneridae. The record is from RefSeq and is a predicted model, not a curated record.